AUGGAGAUGAGGCUUGUCACCUACGAGCAUAUGUCAGGGACACAAUGCUCGAAAAAGACUCCAUUGAGUUCGUGCUUCGUGGAGCAACUUGUCUGCAAUGAAGAUGAGGCUUGUCGCCUACGAGCCUUGUCUGCAAUGGAGAUGAGGCUUGUCGCCUACGAGCGUAUGUUAGGGACACAAUGCUCGAGAAAGACUCCAUUGAGUUCGUGCUUCAUGGAGCAACUUGUCUGCAAUGGAGAUGAAGGAGGCCCGUCGCCUACUUGGAGUCGAGCUGGUAAGCUGCAACUCGAACAAUGGUCUUGUUGUUGCAAGAUGCUAGCUGCUGAUGCAAGAUGUGAGCUACUGUUAGUAAGCUGCAACUCGAACAAUGACCUUUUCUCGUUCCUCUUCGAGCAGAUCAAGGUUGACUUUCAUCUGCUUGCAGUUUUGGUCAAGACUACCCACCUCGAUGCUCAUGGAAGGGACUGUGAUGUGUGGGGUAAUGAUUGCUUCUGUUCCCAUAGGCCAGGGAAAAUGGUGUCUCUCCGAUUGAUCUCCUUUUGGUUGUGCGAUAAGCUCAUAGGACUCCUGGCAACCCGUCGACCCAUUUUCGUUUUGCGCAUUCCAGUCUUUCCUUUACGCAGUCCAACACGAUUUUGUUGGAUGCCUCUGCUUAGCCAUUGCCUUACGGUUAUCUAG
Molecule: messenger RNA, 678 nt
Organism: Prunus armeniaca (apricot)
Lineage: Eukaryota; Viridiplantae; Streptophyta; Magnoliopsida; Rosales; Rosaceae
Source: the annotation of a GenBank genome assembly